Messenger RNA from Xylaria bambusicola, 1675 nucleotides. Its product is annotated as S-adenosyl-L-methionine-dependent methyltransferase. Bases 125 to 1378 code for a protein of 417 amino acids. Lineage: Eukaryota; Fungi; Ascomycota; Sordariomycetes; Xylariales; Xylariaceae. Gene Ontology annotation, cellular component: endoplasmic reticulum. Gene Ontology annotation, molecular function: sterol 24-C-methyltransferase activity. The transcript is spliced from 2 exons. Gene Ontology annotation, biological process: ergosterol biosynthetic process. The record is from RefSeq and is a predicted model, not a curated record.
GUACCUAAUACCACUGCUGGCAACGAACAACAAAGACCUCUCAUACCUACAUCCACUUCGAGCGGGCUGCUUAUGCGAAUAGGCUGAUUGGGGGUUAUUCUAUCACACAGCACACUCAUCUCCAAUGGCGGCAGUAACGGCGCCACUGCGCAUACAGGAACAGAGGCAGAAUGUCCAUGAUUCAGCCGACGCAUUCAAGUUAAAUGGCCGAACUGACAGCAGCGAUAGCUCGCGGACCAGCGAUAUCAGUGCUGAAAAGACUAGAAUAAAGGGACAGCCUAUUCGGAAAUCCGCAACCAAAAAGAAAGAUGAAGUUGCCAGUGACUAUGUGGUUGACCGUUCGGUAUCGCCCAAUAGACUCAAGACAUUCCUCAAAGCAUUCAAGCACAUCCGCGACCUCAGUCCACAGCAAGUAGAUGCCUUCAUGGCAUCAUAUGAGAUCUACAACCUGGACUGGGCCGAUGAAGACGCUAUGGUAGCCGCGUUCGGUACUAAUUACCAAGAGCACGUCGGCCAAUGCCUUGCAGCUUAUUACUCGGUGAUCAAUCACCUCUGCAGCCUCGGCGACGUGGAAAAGAUGUAUAUACCACCAUUGAUGGAUAAGAAGGCCUCCGUACGGGAUAACCAGCUGCUUUGCGAAGAAUCGAUUGCCAGGGAGAUUGGCUUGAAACCGGGAAUGAAGGUCCUUGACCUAGGCUGUGGUCGUGGUCGUGUCGCCGCGCAUAUGACGAGCUUUAGCGGAGCGAGAGUAACUGGGCUUAACAUUGACGCCAAUCAAGUCGCACAAGCCAAGGAAUUCAAUCAGAAAUGGAACUUCAGCAACGAAUUCAUAGUCCGCGAUCAAAACGACCUACCUCUCCCCUUUGCGGACGAAUCGUUUGACGCAUUCUACGAGAUCCAAGCGCUUAGUCUCUGCAAAGACCCAAAGGCAUUAUUUAAAGAGAUAUAUCGGAUACUAAAGCCCGGAUCGAGAUUCUUGCUUAUGGACUGGGUCAGCUUACCCGCCUAUGACCCUGAGAACCCUACACAUACCUCCCUCAUGCGACGGGUCAAACCAUUAAUCGGGGCCGUCGGAACACCUACACCAACAAGUUUUGAGAAAGCCCUCGAGGACGCUGGAUUCACUGUGACCCGCUCUGACAACCCUAGCAUCGACGGCUUACAGGCAGGGCUGAUAGAUAAAGUCGACAUAUACUUCCGUUCGGUACGCAAGUUGAUCAACUACUUGACAAAACUGCGCGCCCUGCCACAGCACUUCAAGAUUCUAUUUGAUAGACUAUGUCUAGACGGACAAGCAUUCGUGGAAAUGGACACUAUGCGCCUCAUCACGACGACAUACCGAAUCGUCGCCGAGAAGCCCUUAAUAGCCCAGUCUUGAUACUUAUCUAAGAGCGGAUGAUGUCUAGACGCACUUCGAUUCGCCGCAUGUAUGCGGCUAACUAGAUAUAUUUCCUGAUUCCUCUAUUGCCCUUACAAUAAUUCCAAAGAGAGACCUGGUAUAACAUAGACUUUGGAGGCUGUUAGAGAAGACAUUGUAUAGUAGAAAGGUGGCGAGAUAGUCGUUCCAAGCGAAUCUCGCAGUCAAUUAAUAUCGUAUGAAUUACCGCUUUGCGCAUUCAAACCUUUGCAUUCAACUUCAAUACUGCUUAAUGGGCCGCGUGUUUUGAUACUGAUA